CCACAGUCGUGUAUUUGCUGUCGAGCGAGUAGAGAGCACUUUUGGGAGUUUUACAAACCAGAGCUAUUGUUUAUUUAUGAGUGUGUCAGUCGGUGGAAAAUUAAGAGAUUGAACGCCCCAGAAUCCGGAGACCAAAAGCACAGAUCAAGACCAGAGAAUUUAAUAACCAAAAGCCAACAUGGGUAACGAAACCUCCCUGCCCAUGGACAUGUGCUCCAACUUUGAUGCUGACGAGAUCCGGAGAUUGGGCAAGCGGUUCCGCAAACUGGAUUUGGACAAUUCGGGGGCCUUGAGCAUAGAUGAGUUCAUGUCGCUACCGGAAUUGCAGCAGAAUCCGCUGGUUCAGCGGGUGAUCGACAUUUUCGAUGCGGAUGGCAACGGCGAGGUGGACUUCAAGGAGUUCAUCCAAGGAGUAUCGCAGUUUAGUGUGCGCGGCGAUAAGCUGUCCAAGUUGCGAUUCGCCUUUCGGAUUUACGAUAUGGACAAUGAUGGCUACAUCUCGAAUGGGGAACUCUUCCAAGUGCUCAAGAUGAUGGUGGGCAACAAUCUGAAGGACACACAAUUGCAGCAGAUCGUGGACAAGACCAUUUGCUUUGCGGACAAGGACGAGGAUGGCAAGAUAUCGUUCGAUGAAUUCUGCUCGGUGGUGGGCAACACCGAUAUCCACAAGAAAAUGGUUGUCGAUGUCUAAGAGACCAUUUAUAUAUAUAUAUAUAUAUAGUAGGAUGAUUCCAAAAUGAGUGUGUGUACCUUCCCUUCCUUCAAACCUGUUCAGCUUUAUAAUAAAUGGUCUGUCUGUGAGUCUGUGCGGGCGUUUGAGGCGUGCCAAAAACGAAGCAGUUUAUUCGAUUUAUUUAUACCUAUCGCAUAUAUAGUACACUUAGACCCACACCUGAUCGACCUCUCAUCCUCAGAAUGCAAUGAAUUGUGUCUUAUACUCAUACUUGAAACCACCGGCAACGGACCACUCACUAUAAACUCAUCUCUAUCCCUAUGAGGCAUACUUUCUGGUACUUUACCCCAUGCGAUUUGCCAUACCUUCGAUAAGCCCUUCGCUCGGAUAGGUUACUUAGGAUUGCUCGCAUCAUAUUAAACUAGUUUGUACUAUAUCCUAACUCUACGUUCAAUUCAAGCCUAACACUUAAGUUCAUCUCUUGACUAAAUGUUGUGUAUAAGAUAUGUAAAAAAAAAAAAGAAGAAAACUACAACUACAACUACAAUUAAACACUGUUUAUCGAAAAGCUAAACUAAAGAACCCCGAA
Molecule: messenger RNA, 1262 nt
Organism: Drosophila suzukii
Lineage: Eukaryota; Metazoa; Arthropoda; Insecta; Diptera; Drosophilidae
Gene: CanB
Product: Calcineurin B
Biological process (GO): calcineurin-mediated signaling; protein dephosphorylation
Cellular component (GO): calcineurin complex
Molecular function (GO): phosphatase binding; calcium-dependent protein serine/threonine phosphatase regulator activity; calcium ion binding
Source: RefSeq, a predicted model, not a curated record